Messenger RNA from Populus euphratica (Euphrates poplar), 991 nucleotides. RefSeq names its product PsbQ-like 3 (gene PQL3). The record is from RefSeq and is a predicted model, not a curated record. Gene Ontology annotation, molecular function: calcium ion binding. Lineage: Eukaryota; Viridiplantae; Streptophyta; Magnoliopsida; Malpighiales; Salicaceae. Gene Ontology annotation, biological process: photosynthesis; photosynthetic electron transport chain. The coding region runs from base 243 to 803 and encodes 186 amino acids. Gene Ontology annotation, cellular component: chloroplast; photosystem II oxygen evolving complex; photosystem II. The transcript has 2 exons.
AAAAAUAUGGCCACAAAAAGUCAUUAUCUCUGCCUUGCCUUUGCUCACUCUUUCUCUCUUCUUCAAAAUCUGAACUGGAUAACGUUUUAGCAACACUAAGAAGAGAAGCGAAUAAACUUGCCAGUUUCCAUCAGUUUCUAGUCUCAUCUCAGUUUAGCCAGCUCUUUAGCCUUGUCAGCCGAGCCCUAGCCUUUGGAUGCAUAAACCAACAGAUGGUCUUAUAGAAGCUGAAAGGAUCAAGGAUGACAUUAAGACCAUUAGUCUCAGUACAAAAUGUAACCCACAAUCCCCCAAUAUUCACUUGCUGCAUAAAACCAGCCUUUCAGUCCAAGGGUCAUAUGCCCCUCAAGGUCCUGAGGUCUAAUAUAAGUAGAAGAAUAGGAGCAAUAGCAGCAGUGGCAACAAUUGUAUUGGUAAAGGAAGCAAUGUUUAGUCAAGAUAAUGCAAAUGGACUAGAAUUCAGGUUUGCAACUCCUGAUCGAAGAUCAGUUGAAGAAGCUGAGAGUGGAGUCAGAGACUACGCACAAUCUUUGUUGCAACUGAAAGAUCUGUUAGGGUCACAAUCUUGGAAAGAAGCACAGAAAGUGCUUAGAAGGCGCUCUUCAAACUUGAAGUUGGAUCUUUAUACUGUAAUCGAAAGCAAACCUGGAAAGGACAGGACUCAACUGAGGACCCUGUAUUCCAAUCUCUUUAACAAUGUAACCAAACUAGACUAUGCAGUAAGGGAGAAAGAUGUUUCACUUGUGUGGCAAUGCUACGAAAAUAUUGUUGCGGCCUUUGAUCAUAUCUUGUCUAGGAUAUGAUCUCCAAAUGCUGCUUGCCCUACCUCCCUGUUGAUCGAAGAAGCUGAGAUCAAACCUUAUGACCGGAACUCGGUGUAUGAUGUCGUGGCCCUUUUACCUUUUACAUUGAUAAGAACUUCAGCCAUUUUUCAGUGCAUGGUUUCAUUAGCUGGUUUGCAACUAUCAUUUAACCAAAAAAAAUAGAUUCA